GUUCAUAUUAGCUACAUUUGAUUCAAGGAAAUGGGCAGCAUUCAGAAGACCAAGUUUAGCUUUCGCAAGUCUUUUUAUUCACAGAAUUGCUCAUAUAUUUAAACAAACCGAUGAGUCAUCCCCCUCUGCAUGAAUUGAUCGAGAUGGCGGAUAACGUUCCGUUUAGCUUUCACAGGCGCUUUUGUCCGGAGACUUGCUCAAGAACAAUGGAAAUCCCCACCAUUUCAUAUAUGAAUUCUGUGCCAAGGGAGUUCUUGCAAAAAUCUUUGCCAAAAAGUGUAUUACUUAGGAAUUCAGAUAUGGAAAUUUGGAGCGUGAGGAUAUCACAAACUGAAGUUGGUAUUUACUUCAACAAGGGUUGGGAAAAGUUCGUGGCCGACCACGGUUUAAAAAGUGGCCAUCAUUUGAUUUUUGAGUAUGACGGCAAAGGCGUUUUUGACUUUUUGUUAUUUGACGAUAAGUCAAAUGUGAAGAUCGAUGUUACGAAAAGGAUGGGAAAAAAUGACAGUGGAAAGGCACUUAAAACUCUUCCGGUGAUCAAGAAAGAAACCGACACAGAGGUUGGUGGUGAUCAUCAUGGUGGUAAAGGGAAAGACAAAGAGAAGGAGGCAGUAGCAUUGGAUACCAACGUUCCACAUUCGAAGAGGAGACGACCUAAGAGAGAUGGUUGUGCUGGGAAGAAAAAGUCCAAGGUGGAAAUUAGGGAUGUCCCCGACCAUUAUGGACUUGAUAUUUUCAAGUAUGGGCAUUAUGAUCAACCAAUAAACACUUAUUUUGUGACAAGAAUCCAUCAAACAAAGCGCAAUGACUUGUACAUACCGAUGGAUGUGCUCGAGGAUAUCAUAUUGCCUCCAUCUAUGCUCUUGCGUGACCCGAGCGGAAAAGAAUGGAAAACUAACACAAAGGCGUGGGGUGAUGGUCGAACAUGGCUGACCGGGGGUUGGUUUGAUCUGUGCCAAGAGAAUCGCGUGAAAAUAAAUGAUAGGUUAAUCUGUGAGUUUUUGCCGCAGGAGGAGGGAAAGGACGUCACGGUCUUGCAUGUCACCGCCAUCAUCCGAGAGUCUGCUUAACGGUUGAUGCUUUAUGUGUGAAGUUCUCUAUGCCCAGAUGACAAUUAGCUCUAUGUGUUUGAUGGUUCAAUUCCCU
Cuscuta epithymum is the source of this 1146-nucleotide messenger RNA. NCBI's taxonomy places the organism in Eukaryota, Viridiplantae, Streptophyta, Magnoliopsida, Solanales, Convolvulaceae. The record is from the annotation of a GenBank genome assembly.